GUUGGCAGCAGGGCAAGGGAGUGCAACCUGGCCCAGGUCUGCAGUUUCUGCUUGGACACUGAGCCAAGCGGACAUGCAGCACAAGCUGGGGAAGGCCAUUCUGCCUCCAGCCCCAGCCUCUCUCCUGCCUUCCGUGGCCAUGUGGAGCGAUCUCAGCCUCUGGCUCUGCCUGGUACCCUUGAUCCUGGGCCUCUUGUCUGAAGGUGUGAGCACGACGCCAUUGCCAGUGGCUGAGCCCCGAAGCCCCUGCUCUCUGAAGGGAGUAGAGAUCCAAGGUGGCUCCUUCCGCCUUCUCAAGGAGGGCCAGGUGCUGGAGUACGUGUGUCCAUCUGGCUUCUACCCAUACCCUGUGCAAGUGCGCACCUGCAGAUCCACAGGGUCCUGGAGCACGCUGCAGACCCAAGACCGAAAGAUUGUCAAAAAGGCAGAAUGCAGAGCAAUUCGUUGCCCAAGACCACAGGACUUUGAGAAUGGGGAGUACUGGCCCCGGGCCCCCUACUACAAUCUGAGUGAUGAGAUCUCGUUCCACUGCUAUGAUGGUUACACCCUCCGGGGCUCUGCCAAUCGCAGCUGCCAAGUGACUGGUCGGUGGGAUGGGCAAACAGCCAUCUGUGACAAUGGAGUGGGGUACUGCCCCAACCCGGGCAUUCCCAUUGGCACAAGGAAGGUGGGCAGCCAGUACCGCCUUGAAGACAGUGUCACCUACUACUGUAGCCGGGGGCUCACCCUGCGUGGCUCCCAGCGGCGAACAUGCCAGGAAGGUGGUUCUUGGAGUGGAACGGAGCCUUCUUGCCAAGACUCCUUUAUGUACGAUACCCCUGGAGAGGUGGCCGAAGCCUUCCUGUCUUCACUGACAGAGACCAUAGAAGGAGUCGACGCUGAGGAUGGGCACAGCCCAGGGGAACAACAGAAGAGGAAGAUUGUCCUGGAUCCCUCGGGCUCCAUGAACAUCUAUCUCGUGCUGGAUGGAUCAGACAGUGUUGGGGCGCGCAACUUCACAGGGGCCAAGAAUUGUCUUAGAGACUUCAUUGAGAAGGUGGCAAGUUACGGAGUGAAGCCAAAAUAUGGUCUAGUGACAUAUGCCACAGACACCAACAUUUUGAUCAGAGUAUCCCAAGCAGAGAGCAGCAAUGCAGACUGGGUCACAGAGAAGCUCAACAAAAUCAGCUAUGAAGAUCACAAGUUAAAGACGGGGACUAACACCAAGAAGGCUCUCCAGGCUGUGUACAGCAUGAUGAGCUGGGAAGGGGACAGCCCCCCUGAAGGCUGGAACCGCACCCGCCAUGUCAUCAUUCUCAUGACUGAUGGCCAGCACAACAUGGGCGGGGACCCAGUCGCUGUCAUUCACGAUAUCCGGGCCUUGCUGGACAUUGGUAGGGAUCGCAAAAACCCAAGGGAAGAGUAUCUGGAUGUCUAUGUGUUUGGGGUUGGACCUCUGGUGAACCAAGAGAACAUCAAUGCUUUGGCUUCCAAGAAAGAUAAAGAGCAACAUGUGUUCAAAGUCAAAGACAUGGAAAACCUGGAGGAUGUUUUCAUCCAAAUGCUUGAUGAAACGCGGACUCUGGGUCUCUGUGGCAUGGUUUGGGAGCACAGGAAAGGCACUGAUUACCACAAGCAACCAUGGCAGGCCAAGAUCUCUGUCACUCGCCCUUCGAAGGGACAUGAAAACUGCAUGGGGGCUGUGGUGUCUGAGUACUUUGUGCUGACAGCUGCACACUGUUUCACGGUGGAAGACCAGUCACACUCAAUCAAGGUCAACGUGGGAGGGGAAAAGCAGGACUUGGAGAUAGAGGAAGUCCUAUUUCACCCCAAGUACGACAUCAAUAGGAAAAAAGCAGAAGGAAUUCCUGAGUUUUAUGACUAUGACGUGGCCCUGAUCAAGCUCAAGAAGAGGCUGAAGUUCGGUGAGACUCUCAGGCCCAUCUGCCUCCCUUGUACUGAAGGGACGAAUCAAGCUUUGAGGCUGCCACUGUCAACCACUUGCGAGCAGCAGAAGGAAGAACUGCUCCCUGCUAAGGAUAUCAAAGCUCUGUUUGUGUCUGAGUUGGUUAAGGAUAAGAAGAAGAUGCUGGCUCGGAAAGAGGUCUACAUCAAGAAUGGGGAUAAGAAAGCCGCAUGUGAGAGGGAUGCUCAAAAGGCCCCAGGCUAUGAGAAAGUCAAGGACAUCUCUCAGGUGGUCACCCCCAGGUUCCUAUGCACUGGAGGGGCGAAUCCCUAUGCUGACCCCAACACUUGCAAAGGUGAUUCUGGUGGUCCCCUGAUUAUUCACAAGAGGAGUCGGUUUAUUCAAGUUGGUGUGAUCAGCUGGGGUGUAGUGGAUGUCUGCAAAGACAGGAGGUUGCAGCACCAGGUACCUGCUCAUGCCCGAGACUUUCACAUCAACCUCUUCGAAGUGCUGCCCUGGCUCAAAGAGAAACUACAAGAUGAGGAUCUGAGAUUUCUAUAAGGGGUUCCCUGCUGGAAAGGGGCAUGAGAUCAAAUUAAAAUAGCUGUGACAAUA
Molecule: messenger RNA, 2500 nt
Organism: Pteronotus mesoamericanus
Lineage: Eukaryota; Metazoa; Chordata; Mammalia; Chiroptera; Mormoopidae
Gene: CFB
Product: complement factor B
Exons: 18
Coding region: 74-2446 (790 amino acids)
Biological process (GO): proteolysis; complement activation; response to bacterium
Cellular component (GO): extracellular region; extracellular exosome; classical-complement-pathway C3/C5 convertase complex
Molecular function (GO): serine-type endopeptidase activity
Source: RefSeq, a predicted model, not a curated record